Messenger RNA from Chenopodium quinoa (quinoa), 2134 nucleotides. RefSeq names its product NEDD8-activating enzyme E1 catalytic subunit-like. NCBI's taxonomy places the organism in Eukaryota, Viridiplantae, Streptophyta, Magnoliopsida, Caryophyllales, Amaranthaceae. Gene Ontology annotation, biological process: protein neddylation. The transcript is spliced from 9 exons. The record is from RefSeq and is a predicted model, not a curated record. Gene Ontology annotation, cellular component: cytoplasm; nucleus. The coding region runs from base 292 to 1695 and encodes 467 amino acids. Gene Ontology annotation, molecular function: NEDD8 activating enzyme activity.
UAUUCCAUCAAGAGGAGGGAGUAAUACAAUGUUAAGAGUUUAUUGGACUAGGGGUUUUUAACAAGGCUCAGGUUCAGAAUUUACCCCCAUUGACAAACACAAUUCGACAAGGAGCUGCCGGAAAAAUACAGAGCAUCCCACUGCAUUUUCCCAACAGUACAAUCGAGGUGAAAAAAAAAGUGAUUUUUCUGAAAACCCACAAAAUAAAAUACUCUGUAAAAACAAACAGAAAACCCUCAAAAGCGUAUAAACUAAGCCAAUUAUAAUUCUUCGACAAUCCAACCCAAAUUUAUGCAUACUGAUUUAGAUAAUCUUCAACUCGAGGACGCUCAGCAAGCUUGCACUGACGUUCCAAUGGCGGAAUCUACUGUCAACAGCCGCACCAGAGACCUUGACCGCCUUCUGCUGCGCGCCGGCCGUCUCGUCGAUCCUAACUUUCAAUCCUGUAUUGAGUUGAAGGAUUUUAUUCAGGAUAAGGCUAGAGUUUUGGUGGUUGGUGCUGGUGGAUUAGGAUGUGAAUUGUUGAAGGACUUGGCUUUAUCGGGGUUUAAGAACAUUGAUGUUAUUGAUAUGGACCGUAUUGAAGUUACCAAUCUCAAUCGUCAAUUUCUAUUCAGGCUUGAAGAUGUGGGGAAGCCGAAGGCUGAGGUUGCUGCAAAACGUGUAAUGGAAAGAGUUAGUGGUGUCAAAAUUAUUCCGCACUUUUGUCGGAUAGAGGAUAAGAAUAUUGAUUUCUACAAUGAUUUCAUAAUAAUUGUUCUUGGGCUAGACUCUGUUGAAGCAAGGAGCUAUAUAAAUUCAGUAGCUUGCAGUUUUCUAGAGUAUGAUGAGAAUGAAAAUCCAAUAGAUGCGACUGUUAAGCCUAUGGUGGAUGGUGGAACUGAAGGUUUUAAGGGUCAUGCUAGAGUAAUCAUACCAGGAAUGACACCUUGUUUUGAAUGUACCAUCUGGCUUUUCCCUCCGCAAGUCAAGUUUCCGUUGUGCACUCUUGCAGAGACGCCUAGAACUGCUGCUCAUUGUAUAGAAUAUGCCCAUUUAAUUAAAUGGGAUGAGAUUCAUAGUGGCAAAACUUUUGAUCCUGAUGAUCCUGAAGAUAUGCAAUGGGUCUAUAAAGAGGCUCUCAAGCGUGCUGAGCUUUUUGGCAUUCCUGGAGUCACAUAUUCUCUGACACAGGGAGUUGUAAAAAAUAUUAUACCAGCUAUUGCUUCGACUAAUGCUAUUAUAUCAGCUGCUUGCGCACUAGAAACACUGAAGAUUGUAUCUGGAUGCAGUAAAACCAUGGACAAUUAUUUGACGUUCAAUGGAGUUGAAGGUCUACACACUCAAGUGACACACUUUGAUAAGAACAUCGAUUGUAUUGUUUGUGGUCCUGGAGUUCAUAUGGAGUUGGAUACUUCUUGCACUCUGCAGAAGUUCCUUGAACUACUUGAGAAGCAUCCGAAGCUGCAUUUGUCAAAAGUCAGUGUAAUUUUCGAAGGGCAAAAUCUGUACAUGCAGGGACCACUCGAACAGGAGACGCGAUCAAAUCUAUCAAAAACAUUAUUUGACUUGAUGGGAAGAGUUCCCAGUGGCACUGUUCAUGUGAAUGGCACAUCUAGCAAGAACGACAAGAAAACAUCUGGGUUAAGAAAAUUACGUGUUUUCUUCAAGGGAGCCGAUGGGAUGACAGAUAUGGAUACCGCUGGUGGUGCAUAGUUACAUUGAUUUUAUAUGGUAGAUAAUAUGUGAACUAUAUCUUGUUACCAUCCUCUUCCUGCGCCAAAUUCAAUUUUUGUCCAUUGAUCGAUGUAAUCAGGACCUUUGGAGCCCUGACCAUCAUUUUUUUGGCUGGGUAGAGCUUAUGCUUGGGGGUGGUACUUAACUACUAUUCUGCCAUUUUACUUUUAGAAGGGGUAGAUUUCAUAGCUGCUUAAUCUGUAUGCCGUUCACGGAAAGAGCCUUAGGUAGGUUGGUUCUUCCGUUAUGUUGCUGGCAACAGGCUUUUGGCUGCUUGUUGCAUUUCCUUCUAAAGUAGUGGGACUAGUGAACAUCUGAUCAACAAACUCAUCUACUAGAUUGAUAUCUGUACAUCAUUUUGGUACUUGUUUGGGGUGUUUUUAAUAAUUUUAGCAGUUGUUUCUCUUUGUUGCACUGC